Molecule: messenger RNA, 1956 nt
Organism: Ciona intestinalis (vase tunicate)
Lineage: Eukaryota; Metazoa; Chordata; Ascidiacea; Phlebobranchia; Cionidae
Source: RefSeq, a predicted model, not a curated record
UUGUAAUGCUCUGUAGCCUUAUGCAGUAUUGGAAUGAUACUUAUACAUUUGAGUAAAUUAAAUCACACCAACAAGUCAAACCAAUAAGCUUGUUUAACAUUAUAAAACGAAACUAGAUUUACCUGUAGAGCAGCUCUAUAGGUUAAAAAUAUAUAAAACUACACAAAAAAAUAGCCUACUGAUUUAGUGCAGUAUAAGCAAGCCUUAAAUUUCUUGGCUGUUUUUUAAAAUAAUGGGCGAUUUGGAUGAAUCGGGCAUUUUUGAUGCCAGUUUGUCUAUGUGGAAAGGACUAAAGCAAAAUAAAGAUGGCACCUUCAGCUACGAAGACGAAGAAUUUGAUCCGAUACCUCUCGAUAUAUUUACUGCAGCUUCACUUGGAGAGAGUGAGAUUGUACAAGAAAUAUUGGACAGAAAAGCCGCACGUCUCAAUUCUGUGAAUAGGCUUGGUUGGUCUGCGUUGAUGUAUGCGUCAUAUAUGGGACAUGAAAACACAGUGCACUGCUUACUUGAUAACUCUGCUGAUCCAAACCAACGUACACCGCAAGGGUAUUCUUCCAUUAUCCUGGCAUCUAUGUGCGGAAAUGAACAUUGUAUUCAUGUUUUAAUACAGCAAGGUGGAGAUAUAAAUGCAGUCGACAAACGUGGUUGGUCUGCUUUGUUACAUUCAGCAAGUGCGGGCCAUCAACAAACCACUGAAUUUCUCAUUAAAUGUGGCGCCAACUGUGAGAUUAUGGAGCCAAAACAUGGCUUGACGCCAUUAAUGGAAGCCGCGGCAUCAGGUCACGAAAUUAUUGUACAGCAAUUAUUACAAAAAGGGGUAGAUGUGUCCCGUGUAAAUCACCAAGGAGAAAAUGCCUGGACGCUCGCGCUUGCCUACGACCACCGAAAAAUCGCCAGCAUGAUUGAACAACAUAAGAUACAUAGGAGACCAAAGAAUAACAAUUUACCAGGAUACGUUAACCACAAAAAUGGAAAAUCGUCAAAAGACAAUAACUGUGGACAAUCUGGUCCACGAAUCCACGCUGGGCCGAAAGCUUUUGCGCAAAUGACGGGGUUAGGGGCAGACGGAAAACCUCACCCCCACUCCACAGUACCCCACUUUUUACAAGACAAUCCUCCACACUUAAAUGAGGAUACACGACAACCACCAUGGGAGGGCCCUAAGGAUCUUGAGUCCUUGUUGCACGACAUUGGAUGCAGCAAACAUCUUCCUAUCUUCCAGAAACAGGACAUCGAUCUUCGGAUCUUCCUCUCUCUUACUGAGGAAGAUUUAAAAGAAAUCGGAAUCACGUUAUUUGGUCCACGUCGGCGAAUGGUUUCUUGCAUCGCACGAUUAACGAGUGGUAUACAAGUCCAUUUAGACAGAAUAGAGUCCGCUUAUGCUGAUGCGUUAAAUGCUAAACAACAAAGGCUGCAAGUAAAGUUGAAAGAGAACCAAGAAGAGAAAGAAGAAUUAAAAUCACAAGUUGCACAAGAACGCGAGUUGCGUAAAGUCACUGAGAGUGUUUUGAUGGAACAUAAAGAAAUGUGGUCGUCGUUGUUGAGGCUCGCUGAAAAAUCUUCAAAUUCCUAUCUGAGGAUUGCGCAAGCGUUAGAUCAUGCAAGAAUGCAGUUUCAUCACUCAGAAAAAUCUCACCAAAAUCGAAAACCAAACAGCCAAAGACAGAUCCAAGAUAAUAAAGCUGAUGUAUCAAAGUCCUUACAUGAGGUGGAGACUUCAUUUCACCAUGCAAGGGAGUACAUGAUGAAGAUGCAGAGCAUCCUCCAAAGAUCAUCUUCCAAUCGGCCCCAGAACUUCAACGCAGAGAGAAAAGACCGGGGAUGAAAUAAAGAAAAAAAAUUAAAAAUUUGUAACCUCUUUGCGGAAAAAAAUUUUCCAUUUAAUUUUUUAAAUGAAGCUACCAUUUUUGCUUUGGCCACGGUUGUAGCUUUUAACAUAGAUUUCUCGAAAAAAAA